UCCAAAUGUACAAACCCUAAUACUGGUGCCGGGAAUAUACUUCUCUCUCCUCGCUUGGGGCUUAGGGUUUAUGGUCGUGAGGAGGAGCGAUAUUUUGCUAAGAUGAUCGCCGACUCGGGAGGGGGAUCGCGCAGUGCUGCCUCUCUCGCUGCUUGGAGGGAGUUUCUAUGGGGAGGCCUGGCGUGCGGCUUCGGCGAGACGAUCAUGCAUCCCGUGGACACGAUCAAGACGCGGCUCCAGAGCGGCUUCGGCCAGAAUGCGAAUCUUGUCCAGGUUUCCAAGACCAUCGGCGCUAGGGACGGCAUCCGAGGAUUCUAUCGGGGAGUCUUUCCGGGUGUCACUGGAUCGUUCGUAACGGGCGCCACAUAUUUCGGUUUCAUCGAGACCACGAAGGACUUGCUACAAGAGAAGAGGCCAAACUUACCAACACCAUGGGCACUGUUCUUCGCUGGCGCAGCUGGAGAUGCUCUUGGCGCGGUGGUCUACGUCCCGUGCGAAGUUAUCAAGCAGCGAAUGCAGGUCCAAGGCUCUCGAAAGGCGUGGGAGACUGCGAAGCAGCAGCAGAUAAAAGCUCCAGUCUUCCAGUACUACUCGGGGAUGUUUCAUGCGGCGAGAGCGAUCCACGCGCAGGAAGGAACUCGCGGCCUUUACGCUGGCCUUCUCUCCACCAUUGUGCGUGACAUUCCUUUUGCAGGCUUGCAGAUCGUUCUCUAUGAAGCAUUCAGGAAGACAGCCUUGAAAGUUGCCAACGGUGAUCUUUCGUGCUCGCAGGACUUUUUGCUCGGCGGAGCGGCCGGAGGAUUCAGUGCGUUCCUGACGACUCCUUUCGACGUUGUCAAGACUCGGAUGCAAGUCCAAAGUACAUCGGCAAGGUACACUGGCUGGCUCGAUGCGAUCACCAAGAUAAAGGAACAAGAAGGAAUCAGGGGACUGUUCAAAGGAGCUGGGCCGAGAGUGAUGUGGUGGUGUCCGGCCUCGGCACUGACGUUCAUGGCCGUGGAGAAACUCCGGAGAGAGUUUAACGACCAAGGCGGGCUCCAGAUCUUAUCGCAGGCCGCGUAGGCGAUUCUAGGAUCAACGAUUCGACCGAGAAAACGGUGAAUUUUUUUUGGGCUCUCACCAUCGACAAUUGGAUCGAGGCUCGAUCGCAAACUCAGCUUUCUAGUUUGUUUUUCCAGCAGCUCGGAUCUUGUUAGAAGAGACAUUUGAAUUGCGACGAAAGAGAAGCAUCCAGAUUAUAGAACCACCUGGAAAGAAAGGAGUGAAUUCAAGAAAUCGAGCUAAGUGAUGUUAGCAGUA
Messenger RNA from Selaginella moellendorffii, 1299 nucleotides. RefSeq names its product S-adenosylmethionine carrier 1, chloroplastic/mitochondrial. Gene Ontology annotation, biological process: transmembrane transport. The coding region runs from base 103 to 1062 and encodes 319 amino acids. The transcript is spliced from 9 exons. The record is from RefSeq and is a predicted model, not a curated record. Lineage: Eukaryota; Viridiplantae; Streptophyta; Lycopodiopsida; Selaginellales; Selaginellaceae.